AUGGAGAAGAUGAAGUGGGUCUCGGGGGAGAGGCCGAUGAAGGAUCCGACGACAAGGGACGGUCGUCUUCGACACCAUCAAGGUAUAAUUACAACGACGACGACGACAAACGAUCAGAAUCAAAGCUGCUUCGAGAAGGAUCUGAUGUACGGUGGAUUGUCGUGGCCGCAGAGGAACUACAGAUGCAGCUUCUGCAAGAAAGAGUUCAAAUCUGCACAAGCUCUUGGCGGUCACAUGAAUGUACACAGGAGGGAUAGGGCUAGGUUGAGACAGCUGUCACCCCCUCUUGUUAUUAACCCUAACCCUAGUUUCUCUCACCUCUCUUCUUCUGCUCCCCCUCCCACACCUCAUCAUCAACAUCAACAUGAAUUCUUGUUAUUACCGAACAUGCCCUCGUCUUCUAGUGCAACUAAUUCUUAUUAUUCGCCUUAUACGAAGAGUAACACGGUAGUCUGCAGAGGAGAUCAUGGCCGGGAAAACAAGAACAAAGGGGCAGCAGUGCUUGAGUUCAUGAACAAGGUGGAGGAUGCUAGGGUUUCGGAUAAUCGAAAUGAUUUUGUUAGGUUGGAUUUGAAGCUCGGCUUGUUUGAUCAAGAUAAUUUAAACCAUCAAGAUUUGGAUUUGGAUUUGGAGCUUAGGCUUGGCUCUUCUUAA
This is a messenger RNA of Erythranthe guttata (spotted monkey flower), 654 nucleotides long. RefSeq lists its product as uncharacterized. Lineage: Eukaryota; Viridiplantae; Streptophyta; Magnoliopsida; Lamiales; Phrymaceae. The record is from RefSeq and is a predicted model, not a curated record.